Molecule: messenger RNA, 1675 nt
Organism: Erigeron canadensis
Lineage: Eukaryota; Viridiplantae; Streptophyta; Magnoliopsida; Asterales; Asteraceae
Product: cytochrome P450 71A1-like
Exons: 2
Coding region: 1-1506 (501 amino acids)
Molecular function (GO): oxidoreductase activity, acting on paired donors, with incorporation or reduction of molecular oxygen; monooxygenase activity; heme binding
Source: RefSeq, a predicted model, not a curated record
AUGUUGUCAUUUCUCAUUACAAUAUCAGCUCUCAUUCUCUUCAUCGUAUCCCUCCUUUCCAAAUUUAGAACUUCUCCUUCGAAAACUCUACGCCCUUUACCACCUGGACCUCCAGGACUUCCUAUAAUAGGAAACCUACACCAACUUGAUAGCACUUCCGACCUCCCGGAUUACCUAUGGCGUCUUUCAAGACAUUACGGUCCUUUAAUGUCUUUACGCCUUGGUUUCGUCCAAACCUUAGUUGUUUCGUCAGCCGAAAUGGCUAAAGAAGUUUUAAAAACCAAAGAUUCAAUCUUUUGUAAUAGGCCUUCUUUAACUGGCCAAAAAACAUUAUCUUAUAAUAACAAAGAUAUAGCUUUUUCACCCUAUAGUGACUAUUGGAGGCAAAUGAGAAAGACUUGCACACUACACUUAUUUUCCAUUAAACAAGUGAAUUCUUUUCGUUAUGUCCGUGAAGAAGAAGUGUUUGAAAUGAUCAAUACGAUAAAAACUAGGCUUUCGACGAAAAAAAUAGUUAAUUUGAGUGAAAUUGUGAUGAUUCUUACAAGUAAUAUUAUUUCUAGAGUGGCUUUUGGGAAGAGACAAUCUUCAUACGAUGACGAACAAGAGGAAGUUUCGCGGUUUCAUGAGCUUUUGUUAGAAUGUCAAGCUUUGCUUGUGAACUUUUAUUAUAGAGAUCAUUUUCCUUUGAUGGGGUGGCUUGAUAAACUCAAUGGAAGUAUUGCUAGACUUGAAAAGGCUUUCAAUAAUAUGGAUGAGAUAUAUGAACAACUUAUUGAUGAACAUUUGAAUCGAAGUAGAUCAAAUAAAAUGCCGAAUAAUAUGGUUGAUACGUUGCUAGAACUCAAGCAAGAUUAUUCAGAUUCUUCAGUAGAUCUCACUUUUGACCACAUAAAAGCCGUACUCAUGAACAUCUUGUUGGGGGGAACAGAAACAAGUGCUUCAACAGUUAUAUGGGCAAUGACUUUGCUAAUGAAGAACCCCGAAUCAUUAAAGAAAGUUCAACAAGAAGUGAGGAAUGUGAUCGGUAACAAAGGAAAAGUACACGAAGACGAUCUAUAUAAACUCACUUAUCUAAAAGCAGUGAUCAAAGAAACGCUUAGAUUGUAUCCGGUUGCACCACUUUUAGUUGCACACGAGUCGAGAGAAAGAUGUGUUUUAGACCGAUAUGAAAUACCCAAGAAGACUCUAGUGUACGUGAACGUGUGGGCUGUAGGACGAGACCCUAAAUAUUGGGAAAAACCAGAAGAGUUCAACCCGGAUAGGUUUAUAGGUAGUAAUAUUGACUACAAAGGGUCAUAUUUUGAGUUGAUCCCAUUUGGGUCGGGUCGUAGAGGGUGUCCAGGGAUGUCAAUGGGAGCUACAACGAUUGAGGUGGCUCUUUCAAACCUUCUUUACUCGUUUGAUUGGCAAGUGCCCGAGGCAAAAAUGGAGAUCGAUACGUUGAUGUCUCCUGGGACUGUCACACAUAAGAAAAAUGCGCUGCAGCUUGUUGCUAGUGUUUAGGAUUAUGGUUGCUAGAGUUGAAUCGUUUCGAACGAUUAGUUUGUUUAAUUGGUUUUUGAUCUAUGGUCAUACUUCGAGCCUUUGUAGUCAUUUUGUAAAUCUGGCUUUUCUCAUAUGCAAUUAUGUAAUUGGUCGAUUCAAGUGAAUUAUUAAGUCGUUUUGAGUCAUA